CUUGAGCUGGACGAGUGAUGUUAUGUUAGCUCCCGUUAUCUCCCCAACAUCUCUAGAGCUUUGACACAACCCAGGGACGACUUGUGUUGACUUUAUCAAUCCAUUAAUGGUGCAACCGAAAGAACAGACACUCGACUCUGUUGACUAAAUAGCAGUGAUAUGGAUGAAGCGUAUCGUUACUCUAACGUUAGGAGUAGUAUUCCUGUGCUAACGUUAGAGCUAGCCUACUCUAGCUGUUCAUGCAACACAGUCACUGAUCUCAGCCAGAAGCAGAGCAGCCUGCAGCCUGUGAAGAACAGCAGGUGAAGCAGGUGUUGACACAUACGGAGUCAGGAGGAGGACUGGUUCAUCACCUGUGUGCAGAGAAGGAUCCAGAAAAAGAAGGGGAGGACACGAAGAGGGCUGCAGAUGGCUGGCUUUCUGGAUAACUUCCGCUGGCCAGAGUGCGAAUGCAUCGACUGGGGGGAGAGGAGGAACACAAUAGCUUCUAUUGCCUCUGGAGUUCUGUUCUUCACAGGCUGGUGGAUCAUGAUCGAUGCAGCAGUGACGUAUCCAACCCAGGAGGAGAUGAGCCACGCAUUCCACACAUGUGGCGUCUUCUCCACCAUAGCAUUCUUCAUGAUAAAUGCUGUUUCUAAUGGCCAGGUGAGAGGAGACACAUAUGGAGAGGGCUGCCUUGGCAGGACAGGAGCCCGUCUCUGGCUGUUUAUCGGCUUCAUGAUGAUGUUUGGCUCGCUCAUCGCCUCCAUCUGGAUCCUGUUCGGUGGCUAUGUGGCGCCAAAUAAAGAAGUGGCACCCGGGCUGGCUGUGUUCUUUCAGAAUGCCUUCAUCUUUUUUAGCACUCUGAUCUACAAGUUUGGCCGGACCGAAGAUUUAUGGGGUUAGAGGGUCACGCACACGCACACACUCUCUCUGACUGAGUCGACAGCCAUAUGGUGUUGUAGAUAUUUUUACCAGCUCUGGAUCCCUUUUCACGUCUUCCCUGAUGUGAAUAUAGUUCUGUCAUUUUGUUGAGAUACAUUUGCAUACUCCUCGUUUUGUUCACACUCUAUCUGCGCUGUUCUUCAGAAAUGAAUUUAUUCCAAAUGUUUGUAUUUUAAAUGAGACCUUGUUAUUGAGAACGGAGUUUCAUUUCCUUUUUAUUGUAUCUCAAAUGCAUCUCAAGUGUCAAUUCAUGUCGUCAUUUGUUCAACAUGUCGAGUGGUCACAGUUUAAUUUCACUGUAGUGAAUCAGAAAGGGAAAACAGUAUUAAUAUAAUACUAAUUUAUUGUUGUAAAUACAUUGCGAAGUGGACGUGACGGUAAACACAAGGGAGAAGAAAAAGCCCUUUCUGCUGUCUCUACUUCAGCUGCUCAUAUUGUAUGCUUGUAUGUGACUUCAUGUCAUGCACUGGAUGAUAUUGUAUUUUAGAUAAGUGUUUUGUUUUUCACAGGUCUGAUUCCUAUUGGGGUCAGUUUCCUGUUGACAGAUUAGUCACUGUCGUUCUGCCUCAGGAGGAAGUGUGUUUUUUUACAUAGUCUGUCUUGUCCUCUUGUACUUCGUCUUUAUUGAGCUCUUGUUUCUACCAGAAAAUGUCCUGUAAACUGAAAAUGAAAGUUUUUAGAUAUUUCACAUUUCUUUUGGGUAGCCAUUUAAAGUAUUUAAGUAUAGAACAAAUCUUGUGAAGCUGUCGAUUAGACUGCUGUAGUGGCAUUAUUAAAGGACUUGUACUUUACACUCCUUGCUAUCACAUAUAGACACGUGCAACAGACAAUUUUUGUAUGUAAUAAGAUGUACUUUUACUCAAAAGCUUUGACUUGCAUGGAGUAAAAAAUACGCUGUGGAUUUGGGGUUAUUUCCCAUCUUCCCUACAGCUUUUUAAUCAUUUUGUCUGACUUGUCAAGAACUUAAAAGGUGAAAAAUAAAGAAAAUGUUUUAUUGGA
Molecule: messenger RNA, 1923 nt
Organism: Sebastes umbrosus (honeycomb rockfish)
Lineage: Eukaryota; Metazoa; Chordata; Actinopteri; Perciformes; Sebastidae
Product: transmembrane protein 50B
Exons: 7
Coding region: 409-885 (158 amino acids)
Biological process (GO): late endosome to vacuole transport via multivesicular body sorting pathway; protein targeting to vacuole
Source: RefSeq, a predicted model, not a curated record